AUGGAGUCACUAAGUUCAAUAUCGGAACUUCCUAGCAAUGAAUACACCAUCCCAAACCUUCCAGAGCUUCCAGAAACAACUCAUGAAUCCAUCACCCAUCCUCGAUACCCAAGUCCGACUUCCUUCGAGCCUUUCACAAAGCAAGUCUUAAAGCAAUACAUCAAUAUGCAACUCCUCAAAUCAUGUGCGCUCCUCGCCAAUUCCGAGCCCGCCCGAGCUCUAGAGCAUGUGGAAAAUGCUUUUCUUAUUUCAGAAGAGAAGAGUUUUUCCUAUGAGAUAAGCAAAUGUUAUUUGUAUCGUGGAUUGUGUUUUAUGGGGAUGAAGAGGUGGAGGGAGGCGAGGGUUGCGCUGGUGAGGGGGGUGAAUGUUAGAGGGUGGGGUGGAAAAGUGGAGGGGUUGAUGAGGGAGGCUCAGGGGCAUCUUGAUGAGGAGGGGAACGCGAAGGGGAAGAAGAAAGGAACUUCUGGAUGA
This is a messenger RNA of Sclerotinia borealis F-4128, 471 nucleotides long. Lineage: Eukaryota; Fungi; Ascomycota; Leotiomycetes; Helotiales; Sclerotiniaceae. The record is from the annotation of a GenBank genome assembly.